AUGAGUCGUACGGUAGCACAAAGUUUUGAUACCACUGGGGUGACAAUGUGUACCUUUAAUUGUGAUGACAAUAUAGCGGAUAUCGUUUUCAUUCCUUGUGGUCAUCGAGUAGUUUGUGCUACCUGUGCCGGUAACACUUUACUCAGACGUUGUCCAUUAUGUUAUCAACAAAUUGUUAUGGCAAAAAAUUCAUAUGGUGAAGAAGUUGAAAUUGGUAGUAAGAUUAUACGAUAUGGUGAUAUUGGUUUGGGUGAAAAUGUUCAGAUGGUUGGUAAAAUGGAAAUUACAAAAAUAGCACAAGAAGCUGUUGAACGUGCCAAAAAAGCCGUUGAAGAAGAGAAAAAUGAAAUUGUACGUGAAUUACGUGAUAAGUUAGAACAACUAGAGCUCGAAGUGACAUGUGCAAUAUGCAUGGAUCAACGUUGUAGCAUUGUAUUUCAAUGUGGACAUACAGCAUGCGUGGAAUGUAGUAAUCCAUCAAAAUUGAAAGUGUGUCAUAUUUGUCGUCAAACUAUUAAACGACGUACAACAAUUUAUACGUGA
Loa loa (African eye worm) is the source of this 543-nucleotide messenger RNA. RefSeq lists its product as hypothetical. Bases 1 to 543 code for a protein of 180 amino acids. The record is from RefSeq and is a predicted model, not a curated record. The transcript has 3 exons. Lineage: Eukaryota; Metazoa; Nematoda; Chromadorea; Rhabditida; Onchocercidae.